This is a messenger RNA of Pimephales promelas (fathead minnow), 3189 nucleotides long. Lineage: Eukaryota; Metazoa; Chordata; Actinopteri; Cypriniformes; Leuciscidae. The record is from RefSeq and is a predicted model, not a curated record.
AUGGCGCCCGCCGAUGACGUCACGAUCCCGGGAGAAAAUCGCCCGUAUCUCCGCGACGCGAAGGCCCAGAGAGCUCAAAUUUGGGUGGCGAGGUCCCACGGGGGCCCUCGCUCGAACCAGGGCGGCGGCGGGCCCCGGGGACGCCCCCUACCGGAUCGCCGUUCGCCGGGACCCCCGACUUUGAACGGCUAUAACUCGGGGACCCGGGCGAGUUGGACCUCGUGGGUGGGCUCUUUCGAAAGGCCCCGUCCGGCACUACGGUCGAUUCGAGUUUGGGGAAGAUUGGCCCAGGGGUUCGCGAGAUAUAAGCCAAAAAACGCCGCGCCUUUGACCGGGCCUAACUCCCUGACCCCGAGGCCCCCGGGGACGCGGGUGGCCUCUUUGGAUAGGGCCCCUCGAGGCCUACGGAAGACCCGAGACCCCGGGGGGCCACCUGGCCGUGCCCGAGGACGGUGCACCUCCCUGGGUGUGCCGUCAGAGCCUCCGGGGCCCCGGAAGUCCCCGCCCACUGCACGUUUUCGGACUUUGAGGGAUUUUCGGGCCCCGAAUUCGAACGCCCGUAGCUCGGGGACCCGGGGGCCCAGAGACACCGGACUCGGGUCAAGUGUGGCGUCCCGGCGGGCCCCUCGCAAAGAGCCCGCCCCCGAGCCCCGGGGCCCCCGGGUCCCGGAGAAAAGGGGCCCGACGUGUCGGGGGGGCGCCUGGGAAGGAAAGGUCCCAGGGGCCCGGGGGAGGCGGGGUCCGAGAGGGCCCGUGGGGAGCCCCCGACACCCGAAAGGGCGAGCCGCUGGGACCUCCCCUCUCCGAGAUACGGGCCGUUUUCUCCGAAAGUCGCCCGCGCGUAACGGGGCCCAUCUCGGGACCGGGAGGUCCCAGCGGCUCGCGGCGGCGGGUGCGGGGCCCGCUCUCGGGGACCUUGCUCCUCCCGCCGUCCCGGGCCACGGGGACCUUCCGGUCCCGAGAUACGGCCACUUCCUGUCCAGCUUUGACCGGAGAGUCAAUGUUAGUCGCGCAGUUUACCCGACUCUGGGAACCGGGGCUUUGGGCUUGGGGGAGACCCACCGCUCGCCCCCUAACACGUCGGGGGGGACCAGGGGGCACCCGCCUGGACCCCCUCAGCCCCACUUCGGAGAACCAGAACGCUGGCCAGGGACCCCCACGGCGGUUGAAGAGAUCCCCCUGUGCCCAGAGCAUGGAGCCCCAACUCGGCUUUCCACACCACUCACACCGGUUCCUGCCUACCUUAAGAGAGUCAAAGUUACUCCCGCAGUUUACCCGACUCUGGGAACCGGGGCUUUGGGCUUGGGGGAGACCCACCGCUCGCCCCCUAACACGUCGGGGGGACCAGGGGGCACCCGCCUGGACCACCUCCUGCCCGACUCGGAGAACCAGAGCUCUCGGCAGGGACCCCCACCGCCGUACCCCCUCCUGCCCGACUCGGAGAACCAGAGCCCUGGGCAGGGACCCCCACCGCCGUACCCCCUCCUGCCCGACUCGGAGAACCAGAGCCCUGGGCAGGGACCCCCACCGCCGUACCCCCUCCUGCCCGACUCGGAGAACCAGAGCCCUGGGCAGGGACCCCCACGGCGGUUGAAGUUUGAACUUCUACCCGAGCGUGGAGCCCCAACUCGGCUUUCCACACCACUCACACCGGUUCCUGCCUACCUUAAGAGAGUCAAAGUUACUCCCGCAGUUUACCCGACUCUGGGAACCGGGGCUUUGGGCUUGGGGGAGACCCACCGCUCGCCCCCUAACACGUCGGGGGGACCAGGGGGCACCCGCCUGGACCACCUCCUGCCCGACUCGGAGAACCAGAGCUCUGGCCAGGGACCCCCACCGCCGUACCCCCUCCUGCCCGACUCGGAGAACCAGAGCCCUGGGCAGGGACCCCCACCGCCGUACACCCUCCUGCCCGACUCGGAGAACCAGAGCCCUGGGCAGGGACCCCCACCGCCGUACACCCCUCUGCCCGACUCGGAGAACCAGAGCCCUGGGCAGGGACCCCCACCGCCGUACACCCCUCUGCCCGACUCGGAGAACCAGAGCUACAGCAAAGCCCUGGCCUCCACCCUCACCCGAGCACCGGCCGAACCCGGGGGUCCCACACUUAAGCCCGGGGCCGAGUGCCUCCGGCCUCUGCCCGACUCGGAGAUCCAGAGCUCCGGGCAGGGACCCCCACGGCGGUCCACCCUCCGUCCCACUUCGGAGAACCAGAGCUCCGGGCAUGGACCCCCACCGCGGUCCACCCUCCGCCCCACUUCGGAGAACCAGAGCUCCGGGCAUGGACCCCCACCGCGGUCCACCCUCCGCCCCACUUCGGAGAACCAGAGCUCCUGCACAGCUCUGGCCUACACCCUCACCAGCCCACCGGCCGAACCCGGGGGUCCCACACUUAAGCCCGGGGCCGAGUGCCUCCGGCCUCUGCCCGACUCGGAGAUCCAGAGCUCCGGGCAGGGACCCCCACGGCGGUCCACCCUCCGUCCCACUUCGGAGAACCAGAGCUCCGGGCAUGGACCCCCACCGCGGUCCACCCUCCGUCCCACUUCGGAGAACCAGAGCUCCGGCUCAGAUCCGGCCUCGGCCCGCUCCGGCGCACCGGCCGGACCCGUGGGUCCCACGCUUAAGCCCGGGGCGUUACUGUCCCGGCCGACCCGCGCCUCCAGAGAACCGCGCCACUGUGCCAGACUAGAGUCAAGCUCAACAGGGUCUUCUUUCCCCGCUGAUUCUGCCAAGCCCGUUCCCUUGGCUGUGGUUUCGCUAGAUAGCAGUUCUAAGCCGGCUGCUAGGCGCCGGCCGAGGCAGCGCGCCGGGUGGCCCCCGCCCAGACGCCCCCCCGCGAGGAGAGACGCCCGGACGGAGGUCCCGACGCGAGCCGUAGCUGCGGAGAUCCGCGAGAAGGGCCCGGCGCACGUCCAGAGUCGCCGCCGCGCACCGCGGCGCGUCCCCCCCCGGAGAGCCCGCCUCGGCGCCGGCGAGACCGGGGACCCGGCCCCCCCGCCCGACCGCCCGCGCCGGCCCCCCGCGAAGGAGACCGGCGAAGCGGGACGGGUGGAGGGGGACCGAGCACACCCGGCCCCGGCCGACGCCUCGGACGGGAACGGGAAGGGGCGCCGCGGGUCGGCCGCUCCCCCAGCCGCGGCUCGGGCCCAGCCCCGCUUCGCACCUCAGCCCGACCGGCCCAGCCCUUAG